GCAGCAGAAGCCAUGUUGCUGUCCUCUUUGGUCCUCACUCUGGCCUUGCUGAUGGCUUCCGGCACUGACUACAAGGUGAAGGAAGUCUGUAUCGGAAGUCCUGGCAUCCCUGGCACUCCUGGAUCCCACGGCCUGCCAGGCAGAGAUGGGAGAGACGGCAUCAAAGGAGACCCUGGGCCUCCAGGCCCGAUGGGCCCGCCUGGAGGAACACCAGCCUGCUCCGGGCCUAAUGGGCUGACCGGAGCCCCUGGCGUCGCUGGAGAGCGUGGCGUACAGGGGGAGCCUGGCGAGAGAGGCCCUCCAGGGCUUCCAGCUUCUCUAGACGAGGAGCUCCAAACCACGCUCCGUGACUUGAGACAUCAGAUCCAGCAGGCCAUGGGAGUCCUAAGUUUGCAGGAGUCCAUGCUGGUAGUGGGAGAAAAGGUCUUCUCCACCAACGGGCAGUCGGUUAAUUUUGAUGUCAUUAGAGAGUCAUGUGCCAGAGCAGGUGGCCGCAUUGCUGUCCCGACAAGCCCAGAAGAGAACGAAGCCAUCGCCAGCAUCGUGAGGAAGCACAACACUUACGCCUACCUGGGCCUGGAGGAGGGCCCCAGCCCUGGAGACUUCUGCUACCUGGAUGGGGCCCCCGUGAAUUACACCAACUGGUACCCAGGGGAGCCCAGGGGUGGGGGCAAAGAGAAGUGCGUGGAGAUGUACACAGACGGGCAGUGGAAUAACAAAAACUGCCUGCAGUACCGCCUGGCCAUCUGUGAGUUUUGA
Molecule: messenger RNA, 759 nt
Organism: Puma concolor (puma)
Lineage: Eukaryota; Metazoa; Chordata; Mammalia; Carnivora; Felidae
Product: pulmonary surfactant-associated protein A-like
Cellular component (GO): multivesicular body
Source: RefSeq, a predicted model, not a curated record